GGGAGCGGGUGUGGGGCGGCGGGAGCGCGCCUGCGCGCGGCCAAGCCGCCUGGGCACCCGGUCCUGACUGUGACGGGAGGCGGCGGUCGGUCCUCCCUGUAACGGCGGCGGCGCCUGCUCCAGACACCUGCGGCGGCGGCGACCCCGCGUCGGGGGCGGAGAUGUGGCCCCUGGUGGUGUUGCUGCUGCUGGGCUCGGCGCGCUGCGGUUCAGCUCAGCUAAUAUUUAAUACAACCAAAUCUGUAGAAUACACCGUUUGCAAUCAAACUGUUGUCAUCCCAUGUUUUGUUAAUAACAUGGAGGCGAAGAGCAUUGCUGAAUUGUAUGUCAAGUGGAAAUUUAAAGGAAAAGACAUUCUCAUCUUUGAUGGAGGUCAGCAAAAGUCCAAGCCCAGCGAUAACUUUACUAGUGCAAAAAUCUCACCAUCAGAAUUACUAAAUGGCAUUGCCUCUUUGACGAUGGAUAAACGUGAUGCCGUCUUAGGAAACUACACUUGUGAAGUAACAGAAUUAAGCAGAGAAGGCGAAACCAUCGUAGAACUAAAAUAUCGUGUUGUUUCAUGGUUUUCUCCAAAUGAAAAUAUCCUCACUGUUAUUUUCCCAAUUUUGGCUAUACUUCUAUUCUGGGGACAGUUUGGUGUUGUGACGCUUAAAUAUAAAUCCAGUUAUACGAAGGAGAAAACCAUUUUUCUGUUAGUUACUGGACUAGUGCUCACUAUCGUUGUGAUUGUUGGAGCCAUUCUUUUCAUCCCAGGUGAAUAUUCAACAAAGAGUGCUUGUGGACUUGGUUUAAUUGUAAUUCCUACGGCAAUAUUAAUAUUACUUCACUACUAUGUGUUUAUGAUAACUAUGGGGAUGUCCUUCUUCACCAUUGCCAUAUUGAUCCUUCAAGUACUGGGCCAUGUGCUCUCUGUGGUUGGAUUCAGCCUCUGUGUCUCAGAGUGUACCCCAGUACAUGGUCCUCUUCUGAUUUCAGGUUUGGGUAUUAUAGCUCUAGCAGAAUUACUUGGAUUAGUUUAUAUGAAAUGUGUUGCUUCCAAUCACAAGACUAUACAACCUCCUAGGAAAGCUGUAGAGGAACCCCUUAAUGAUCUGUAUUCCCAACUUUGUGUCCCUUUGUGGAGCCUGUGGAGUAACUGAAGUAAAAUGAUGGACUCUGAUUUGGAGAGUAGUACGACAUGAAAGAAAUACACUUGUGUUUAAGCACCGUGGCCUUGAUUCACUGUUUUGGAGAAGAAAACAAGAAAAGUAACUGGUUUCCAUCUAUGGGAGAAAGUAAAUAAUUGACCUUUCAAUGAUUGUUACAAUUAAGUUUUUAUUCAAAGCAUUUUUAAUUUAGUUAAUAAAAGAAUUAUGAUCUGUGUUGUGUGCCCAAUUGA
Balaenoptera ricei (Rice's whale) is the source of this 1378-nucleotide messenger RNA. It is a transcript of the gene CD47, whose product is annotated as CD47 molecule. Lineage: Eukaryota; Metazoa; Chordata; Mammalia; Artiodactyla; Balaenopteridae. The record is from RefSeq and is a predicted model, not a curated record. Gene Ontology annotation, cellular component: extracellular exosome; plasma membrane. Bases 162 to 1139 code for a protein of 325 amino acids. Gene Ontology annotation, molecular function: thrombospondin receptor activity. The transcript has 11 exons. Gene Ontology annotation, biological process: positive regulation of inflammatory response; positive regulation of cell-cell adhesion; positive regulation of phagocytosis.